UUCGGCCCGACAACAUCGCCGCGACCGAAUGUAUCGUCGAUUUAACUUUUCGCAUCAUUCUAACGUGGAUCGCGAGUUUAGGUUUCACGUUUUUUUAAUGAGAACGAACCACCGGAUACAGUCGAUGAAUAAAGUCGAUAAUAAAAACCAUUUCAAUAAUAGUCAAAUCAGUCGAUUUUAAAAAUUUUUAUCGGCCCGUUAACGCUGAAAAAAUCAAUUAUUCAACGCAUAAUUGUUUCGCAAUUGAAAUCGUCAGCGACUGAAAUAUUCCGAGUAUUCUGAAUAAAAAAUCUUGAGGUCGAAAAGAACAAACGAAGUUCCCGGAGUGAACAAACUAUUGACGGGAAUAUACUGCAGUGAAUUUAGUGACAUCGAGAAAAAUAACUUUGUCGCUAAUUAUUCGAUCAUUACUUCCCAAGGGAAUGAUUUAUUUACUGCGAAAUUCUCGUGGCUCCAAUUUAAUGUAGUAUUUAAUGCAUUUUUGCAAACUUAUUUAGUAAAGUGUCUUUGGAGUGACCAGUGACUCGGUGAACCUCAAAAACAAUUAUCGCAAAAAUUAUUUGAGAGGAUUGAAAAAAAGUAAAUCGUUUUGCGUGUCAAAUCCCUUUCAUUACGACGUUAUAUUCAUCCUUAAAGUACAUUUGGGUCAGUUCGCAGGGGCUUGAAAGUAUAACGAACGUGCACGUGCUUGGGUGAACCGUGAUUUAUAGCGUUUCCACUGGAUCUCAGAUCGAACGAGACAGAGAACUCACUCUCAAUUUGUAUCUUAAUCUUAUCUAAAUUGGUCACGAAUUUUUGUAGAUCGAGGAAAUGACGCGUGUAUCCGGAUGACGUAGUUCUCUCCUCGAAGUCCAUAAUCAUCGAAGAAAAGUGUAAUAAAUUUGUGAAAUAUCGUGAUUAUUUAUUUGUGCAUCUGUUGUUCUUCGGAAUAUCGAGUGUUGAAAUAGAAUUAAAUUCUUCGUUGGAUUUCGAGCUCGAUGAGAAAGAUGGCAUCGUGCCAUUUCUUCACCUUCAUAUAAUGAGACUUUUGGGUCGCUCAGUCUAAUUGAAAUUUCGAGUACGAUGAUGCUGGACACUACAGAAAAAAUGCGAGUUCUACUAGUGACGGUGUGCCUGUUCGGCCUAGCGACCAGUGAAAACAGCACUAUCGACGAUGUUACGACGUUCACGAGUACGGGACUUCACCCGGAAACUGAAGCAAUAGGACAGAAUGUUGCAUGGAGAGAACAGUCGCCAUGGACAAGGUGGUCUCGUUGCUCGAGGAGAUGCGGCGGUGGAAUAUCGCAUCAGGAGAGACGUUGUCGAGGAAAAGAGUGUAAGGAAAAUGCCUGGACCUUCAGGUACAAAGUUUGCAACAUUGUGGCAUGCGAGCCACCGAGUGAUUUUCGUGCGGAGCAGUGCGCGGCUUUUGACAGCGUGCCCUACAGAGGACAACUUUUCAAGUGGUACCCUCAUCACGAUCGGACUCGAGCGUGCUCUUUGAUCUGUCGCGGGGUACCAACGGUCAACGAUCGUACCAGAACGAAUGAUUUUCGUCGAACGAGGAAACUGCAUCGUGAUAGCGAGAGCAUCGAUAACGGCGGGCUUGUUGGCGACCACGACGGCGUUACGAACGACAGCGAAGACGAGGACAAUUUCAGCAGAGAGCUCGAUACCGAGGACGACAUCGUCGUUCAAUUGGCUGCGAGAGUCGAGGAUGGCACAAAGUGCCAUCAAGAUACGACGGACGUUUGCGUUGCUGGAACUUGCUCGAAAGUGGGCUGCGACAUGAGGGUGGGCAGCAAUAAGAACAAAGAUUCGUGCGGCGUUUGCGGGGGCAACGGUUCGAGCUGUCAGCCUCAAUACUCUUGGAGCCUCGAAUCGAUAUCCGCCUGCUCCAAGUCGUGCGGCAGUGGCUUCAAAAUGGCAAUGCCCGUCUGCAAAUCGCUGGACGACGGUGUCGUCGAAGACUCGAAUUGUGACCCGGACGCCAGACCCAACAAGACACUUUUGCCUUGCAACGUUCAUCCAUGCUCGACGAAGUGGAUCACCGGUGAAUGGAGUAGGUGCAGUGCAAGCUGCGGUGGUGGAUCUAGAACACGACCGAUAUUCUGCACCGAAGAAAACGGAAACGAGACUACGAAGCUACCGGAGCACAGGUGCAACGCGAUUUAUAAGCCCGGCUAUCAGGAAACGUGCAACACCGUGUCGUGUCCCAUGUGGGAAAGCAGUCCGUGGAGCCAGUGCUCAGUCACCUGCGGCAACGGGGUGAGAACAAGAACGAUCGAGUGCCGCGACGCGGAGGGCCGUGCAUCCUCAGACUGCGAUGCAACGGAACGCCCACGCGACGAACAAGAGUGCAAAACUAACGAGCCAUGCGUCAACUAUUCCGACGAAAUGAACAACCAACCACUCGGGCAGCCGUAUCCACCACCGCCCGUUCCUGAAAAAUUGAUCGACCAGAAAGUCCCCGCCGAAUCCACAUUCAUCGCCGACGAGUGGUCCUCGUGCAGCGUGACGUGCGGCGAAGGGAUUCGCCACAGAGAAGUUCACUGCAAAAUCUUCCUCGAGUUCAGUCGCACCAUCGCGACCCUACCGGACAAACAGUGCGCCGGACCAAAGCCCCCGGAAACAGAAAAGUGCACCGCGGAAGCUUGCACCCCUUUGGACAACAGUCUCUCCUACAGGAUCGACACGGUUGGCGACAGCGGCUACGAGGAAUCAAACCUCAUGGAUUCCUACAGAUCAUCCUCGGGCUCCGGACUGAGCAGCUACGAGAGCGACGUCAAAGUAGCUCCCGGAAGUUCCGUCCGAACGACGUACUCGUGGAAAGAAGCUGGUUACACCUCGUGCACUGCUACGUGUUUGGGAGGUGUUCAGGAUUUGAUUAUAAACUGCGUGAGGGACGACGACAACAAAGUGGUCAUGCCCCUGCUGUGCACCAAAGAAACGAAGCCAGAAUCGAGGAUAAGGACCUGUAACGAUCAUCCCUGUCCUCCUCGAUGGAACUUCAGUGAGUUCUCCCCGUGCAGAAGUCCCUGCGGUAUCGGUAUACAAACCCGGGACGUCACUUGCAUACACGAGGUCGCGAGAGGACCAGGAAACACGGUGGUCGUACCGAACCAGAUGUGCAAACCUCCGCCACCGGCAGACAGACAGCACUGCAACGUUUUGGACUGUCCUCCCAAGUGGCAACCGACCGAAUGGAGCAGGUGUUCAAAAAGUUGUGGAGGUGGAACAAAAAGGCGAAAAGUUUCGUGCGAACAAGUGAUGGCGCAAGGUCACAUACUCUACAAAUCCGAUCGCGAUUGUCCGGGCACUAAACCGCCCAUGGAGAAGCCAUGCAACACGAGAUCGUGUCACGAUGUUAAUUUGCUAUUGGGUGUACAACCGACAAUUUUAACAGUCAACAUGACGUUUAUCCAGCGCGACAUCGAACAAAAAGUUGAUCUUAAAAUAGGAGGCAGUGCUACAGUGUACCCUGGAACUGGAGUCGUUAAAAUUCGAUGUCCGGUGAAAAAAUUCAAAAGAAAUCAGAUCGAGUGGACGAAAAACGGGGUCGAAUUAACGAAAUCGAAAAAGUAUAAAAUCAGUCGGAAAGGAGCUCUGAGAAUAAUGGAUAUCACGUACACCGACGAUGGAACUUAUGCUUGUAUAGCCGGUCAAUCCCACGCGGAAACUCGAUUGAUCGUGAACAAUCGACCGAGAGAACAAAUGAGCAGCGAGGAGAUAUUACGCUCAGGAAAUACGUUGCAUCAUCGUCAGAGCGUCAAGCUUCACUCAUCCCCGGUAAAUUCCGGGGAAAAUCUGCAAAUCGAUCGAGCCGCACCUGGUUACCAGGGAAGUUUUACAUUCGGCAAUGACGAUUUGAGUCACGAGGCAAGACCCGAUAUCCCAACGUCAGGAAAACCCACGAAAAAGCCACGAAAUCGUAAAAAACCGAAACCGAGCGCCGGACCAUUGGAUUCGUCGAUGGCGCAGGGCGAAUAUUCCGUCACGUCAGUCAAUCAGCCCGGAUAUCAAGAAUCCGUUGAAUCAACAGCUUCGUCGGGUGGCUCGCAGCUCAAGCCACACUUGAGUCAGCUAAUCUCGAGUUUAAAGGCAUACUGGCCAUUUCAGGGUGACUCGAGCAACCGAGGACACAGAAUGGCUCCACCGAUGCUCCUCGACGAUUCGAUGAGAAGUUCGCCUAACGACGAAACGCAAGAGGCAUCGGAAAAUGACCUUCGUUACGAUUCGCGAGAGCCAAAUCUGCGGGUAUUUAGUGACGAAACGAUAAUACCGGACGAUUCUUUCGGGCCUGACGAAGAAAGGAUUUUCAUCGACGACGAUCCUUACGAUUUGGAUGCAGCAUUUUUUGCAAUACACAGGGAGAACGCUCCGAUAAUGAGCGAGGAUAAAAAAUUGAAGGAUUUCGUUUCUCCGAGGAAAGAGCCGGAGACGAAGACGCCACAGGGCACCGACAAGGAUCUCGAUUACAUCGAACAAUCGUUGAUCAAAACGAAGUUACAAGAUCGACGAAUAAUCGACAAUUAUCUGAGGAACCAGCGCGGCACUGGUCGAUCGGAAUACGAAAAUAACGAAAAGUCACACGAACCUGUGGAGUUUAACGAGAAAAACGAUCGUGCGACGACUCAAAAUUUUGGCUACGACCAUCGAAGCAAUGGGAAAUCGAACUUUAGUGGAAAGCCAGAAUCAGCUGAAAAAACGAUCUACGAAAAGUUAUCUGAUUUAGGUAAAAAGCCCGAGGAAUCUACCACUGUCCAAACGACCGAGAAAAUCCGCGAAAGCACACAAAACCGUCAGGAUAACAAGGAUGCGGAGAAAGCAUCGACCAUCGAAGCAUCGAAAAAUUUGGUGGGCUCAACGACUACUGUUUUGCCCAACGAAGUUGUCAAGCGAGAAGGUUUUUACGGCUCCCAAUUGUCCUUGGAAAGUAUCGAAGGCGACGAAUCCUACGACGGCGAAUUAAGCAAAGAAAUGAAAGCAACGAGCAAUGGAACGUCGCGUGAAAAUAGAGGUUUUUCCAAAAAUCGAAACGAUUAUGGAACCGAAGCCAACGAAACUGCGAAGGACGACAGUUCUGCUGGGGGAGAAAUAACAAGAGACGAUGAACUCCUCGAGAACGAAGAAAAAUCGAUACAUUCGAAAGAUAAUAGCAAAUUUACUGUGAGAGAUAAAAACUCGGAGGAACCGGACCCUGGGACAGCUUCCUUGGCGUUUGAGAACAAAGAAUCCUCGAACGAAUCUGCGAUCGGUGGAUUCAUGAAUAUUUACAGUUACGGAACCGCUGAUAAUUUGACCUUCGAAUGGAUCACGACCGAUUGGUCAAAAUGCUCGCAAACUUGCGGAGGAGGAGGCUUCCAGAUGAGAGGAGCUCAAUGCACGGUACGGCCGACCCAUCAAUCGAGCAACGCAACGCGCGUGAUAUCAAGAACAGUGAUCGGUGCCUCGCUAUGCGAGGACGCAGGAUUUCCAGUGCCACAAAAAGUCCGAGCUUGCGGAGCAGGUCGAUGUCCCCAGUGGCACGCGGGCGAUUGGACACCUUGUGAAUCUUCUCGAUGUUUCAAUUGGAAAACUGCGAUGCAGAGGCGAGAAAUAAGUUGUCGACUGCCAGGAGACACCGAGGAUGAGUCUCAAAAUAUAACGUUGCUCGAUGCGAAGCAAUGCGACGAUGGAAUAAGGCCUCCUCAGCGUCAGGAAUGCUACAACGAUGCGUGCAAAGGCGUUUGGAGAGUUGGAGAGUGGUCAGAGUGCACAGCUUCGUGUGAGGAAGAUGGAAUAAAAUACCGAAUACUGCAGUGCGUUUGGUUCGGAACGAAAAAACCAGCAGGAAAUGCAUGUCGAGAUCUUCCACGACCUCCAGUUAUGAAAACCUGUAGGGGACAGCCGUGUCAUCAUGCGUCCGAGGAAUGCAAGGACCAAUCGCAGUUAUGCAGCACGGUGAUGUUGAUGAACAUGUGCCGUGUUCCCCUGUACCAGAAGCAAUGUUGCGAGACGUGUCGUUAGAGGCCAGAAGGAUUACGAAAAUCCGUCGAGCAUUUGGUCCUUUUUAAAUCCACCAAACCUAGAUAAAACGAAUUAAAAAAAGAAAAAAAUAAUAAAAAGAUGAAUAAUGAGAUAAAAAACAAAUCUGUGGAACGAGGGUAGUGUGACCGUGAGGAAUGAAAAAAAAGACAGUAUUGAGCAUCGUUGGACAUUUCAUAAAUAUAUAUAUAUAUGUGUGUGUGUGUGUGUGUGUGCGUGCGUGUGUGCGUGUGUGAAUUAUAUUUAUAUUUAUAUUCGUAUAUUGAAAUAUAUUUCAUAUAUGAAUAUGAAUAUACAUAUAAAUAAACAUUGAUAUAAAAUAUAAACAGUUAUUUCACGCCCACCUAAAAAAAAAAAAAAAAAAAUCGGUACCUCGAACGUUCACAUUUCUUUUGUAGCACAGAAUAAUACAAAAAUUCAUUCUUACACUGAGAAUAAGUGACGAAAAGUCAGGAAACGAAAGAAAGAUUAAUCAUUUAUUGUUAAAAAAUAAAAUGAAAAGUAUUGGACAUAGUUAUUAAUUAGGCACGUCCUCAAAGGAUCAUUUUUAUUAUUAGUAUUAUUAUUAUAACGAUUAUUAUUAUUAAUCAAACUGGAAGAUACGUUUGAAGGAAUUACGUUUCGUCGCAAUGAAGUUUUUGAUCUCGAUGCUCUAUCGUGAGAAAACACUUACAAUUGUUGGUUCUUUUUAAUUGUCUAAUUUAUCGAUUUGAAUAUGAUGAAAUAUCAUCGUACGACUCGCCCAUUCCUAAGGAUUAAAGGAAAAGAGUAAAAUUGUUUCUCAAGACUGAAAGGGUAACUUUUUAAUGUUGAUAUAUCAUUCCGCCGGUACAAUGUUUUUAGCGAGAUUUAUAAUUUAUUGUUACUUAUAACGCGAGACUACGUGAUUUGGUAUUUCGUGGAGUCGUUGAAUCAUUGGGAGCAUAAAAAACUCCAAAUUUCUCGAAGAAUUUGUUCACUCCGUUUCGUGACUCUCAGUUCGAUUGAAAUUGGUGGUUUUCUCUUCGAUUCCUUCCUUAAUAAAAUGAUGAACAUCGCUUUAUCACGUUGUCAUUAUAACGAUAGAGCAAAAAAGUAAUAUAAUAUUCUACUAGCAUUAACGAUGUCACGGUACUCUGAAUAAAUAUUGAUACGCCUGAUAAAUAUUCGAAAGAAACACACAAGAAUAAGUGAAUGGAAUAUGGAAAUAAGGAAAAAUGCGACAAGCACCUCUCAAGGAUUCGUAAUUUUUAAGCCGAUAGAUUCUAAGCAAUAAAUAAUACGUUUAGGUAAUACGUAAUACGAUAUUUUGUUAAACGCAUAUUUAGUGAAGGAUGACUGUUCGUGUCUGAUUGAAAAAAAUGAGAUUAAAGGAAACAAGGCAAAUGAAGGACAUAGAAAAAUGGGAGAAAAAUAGCGAGAGUGGAAGAGAGAAAGAAAGAAAGGUGCAGGGGAAAUGAAUUUAUUUCUUACGCUGUAAUAUUCGUUGAACUUACACCUACGAUCCCAGGCGGAGGUUUAUCGAUCGGAAUGAGCUGAUUUUUUUUGUUCCGCCAUUCUCAAAUCGUUGAGCACCCAAAUUCUGAUUGAACAAAACUCCUUACUGGGCACGUAAGUGUGAACGAUAGAAUCCAUUAAGAACAGAAAAACUAUUGAUGAAAGAUCAAUAAUAAUGCAGAGCAUCGAUGAGCCUUAAGUGAAUAAAGUUAUUAUCGAAAAAUCAUGCGGAUUAUAUUAGGAUAUUGAAAAUCAAUCAACAUCCAAUUAUCGCGAUCUCAUCAAAUUUCGCUUGAUUCACGAUUUUUCGAUUACCCAACUCCUCGAAUAUAAACGCAUAAUCGAUUAUUAUUAUUAUUAUUAAUAUAAAAUAUAUAUUUUCCGUUGCUGCUGGCCUCCGUACUUAUCAUUCGAAAAAUUCCGAUUUCACAUCAGUGGAUUUAUGCACAGAAGAAAAUAAAAAUAAACGAAUAGAUGAAACGUCACUUACCGCAACAUCUCAAGUGCUCGGAACGAAGAAACGAUUAAUUUAACACCACGCUGGGUCUGUGAGGCCCGCACACUAAGCCCGCGAAUUUUAAUGAAAUUUUUCGUAAAAUAUUACACCCGAAGUUCCAGUUACAUUGUGAAAAUAAUGAAAUUCAUUAUUUUUCAUAUUAAUUUAUCAUUAAAAAGAAAAUUGCGACAACCGUCACUUUUAUAAUGAUAAAUAUUUGCUUUCUUAUAUCGAAAAAUGGUCCGGGUCACACAGACCCCCACCUGUGGAGAUAAUCGAGUCGCUCGGAAGGAAAGUGGGCGUGUGUUCGAAAACCGGAAACGAAUUAACUGAAUCGUACACAUCUCUCAUUUUUCCCAGUGUAAAAGCACACGUUUAUUGCACACACCAAAUCCACACGAGGCUCCACAAAAAGAAUAAGAAUUAAACGAUUAGCAACGACUGCAAAUCGCACUGUAACUGUUAAACGACUCAAAAUUUAACAAAAUAUAUGAAAAUUAUCGACAAGCCUGGAAACUUUUGUAUAUAUACAAUAACACAUACACAUUGCCGCUAUGUAAAAUUAUAACACACGCAAAAUACGGAUUACACGAAGAAUAUUAUUAUUAUUGUUCACUACAUCUAUAUGUAAAUAUGUAACUGCCUACAUAAUAGAUAUUAAUAGUUAUAAUAUUUAAAAAAUAAUAAAAACGAGAGACGAUGUAUAUCACUGCAUAA
Molecule: messenger RNA, 8695 nt
Organism: Venturia canescens
Lineage: Eukaryota; Metazoa; Arthropoda; Insecta; Hymenoptera; Ichneumonidae
Gene: nolo
Product: no long nerve cord
Exons: 26
Coding region: 1063-5988 (1641 amino acids)
Biological process (GO): proteolysis; extracellular matrix organization
Cellular component (GO): extracellular matrix
Molecular function (GO): metalloendopeptidase activity
Source: RefSeq, a predicted model, not a curated record